Cladophialophora psammophila CBS 110553 is the source of this 1413-nucleotide messenger RNA. RefSeq lists its product as uncharacterized. Lineage: Eukaryota; Fungi; Ascomycota; Eurotiomycetes; Chaetothyriales; Herpotrichiellaceae. Gene Ontology annotation, molecular function: FAD binding; monooxygenase activity. The record is from RefSeq and is a predicted model, not a curated record. Gene Ontology annotation, biological process: secondary metabolite biosynthetic process. The transcript has a single exon. Bases 1 to 1413 code for a protein of 470 amino acids.
AUGCCGCCCGUUGGCCUCCACGUGGGAAUAAUAGGUGCGGGUAUGGGCGGACUUGCUGCGGCUAUUGCAAUGCGUCGAGGAGGAGUCAAAGUCACUAUUCUCGAGGCUGCAAUGGAAUUAGGCGAGAUUGGGGCCGGCAUCCAGAUAUUCUCCAACAUAUCAAAAUACCUCAUCCGCUGGGACGUGGACGAGAUUAUCGGUGAGAACUUGGUUCAAGUGGAUGAAGUGCGAACUUGGGGAGUCAACGGCGAAGUUGUAACGAGAGUAGAUCCGAAACGAGUCCACAGGAUCACUGGCUUUCCUCACUUGAUUGCUCGUCGAGACCAUUUACAUGCCGGCCUUACGGAAUCGGCGCGCCGACAUGGAGUUGAGAUCAUUGUUGGGGCUCGAGUCCAGAAAGUCGAGCAUUUUGAAAAGUCAGCAACGGUCACCACGGUCAAGGGAAUCUCUUACACAUUCGAUCUGGUGGUCGGUUGCGACGGUAUCAAAUCAACGGUCCGACAACAUCUUUUCCCAGAAGUCAAGCCUCGCGCCCCGUCCAAAGUUGCCGCCUACCGCGGAGUCCUCACAUAUGAGGAGAUCAAGACAAAGGCUCCUGAAGCGGCAUCGAUAUUGACCAACACGAUGGAUAUGUGGACGGGACCAAACGGCUAUAUAAUGACGUAUCCACUUUCCGGUGGGAAAGAGCUAAACGUUGUCACUUCGUUCUGCAAGGAUUACUACGUUGAGCAAAUGGAAGAGGUCAACAUUGAUGAAUUCAGAGGAUACUACAAGGAUUACAGCCCAGCCAUCCAGUCCAUCAUCAAGCUAGUCAACUACACGCAACGAUGGCCCCUACUAGUUAUGCCUCUGAUGGACCGGUGGUCAAAUGACGCCAGGAAUGUGGUUCUACUGGGCGACGCCGCCCAUUGCAUGCAGAACCAUAUGGGACAGGGAGCAGCCACGGCAGUUGAAGAUGGUGUCUUUCUCGGGCGUGUGCUGAGUGAGGUGGUGCGCGGGACGCUCACGGUACCUGAAGCAGUCUCUAUCUACGAGCGGAAACGAAUACCCAGAGCGUGGACCAAACAACAGGUAUCCCUCGUCUCUGGCGAGUUGAACAUGUGUUCCGAUCCAGAAGACCUUCUCAAGCGGAAUGCAUCAUCGUUACCAGAAGUGCAGGACCUCAGGAACGGCGGAGUCAAGGACAAAUUUCCCCCUCUACCGGCGGAGUAUCGGUCAUGGCAGAUGUUCGAUUCGCCGGAGAGCGUGCCGGGAAUCUUCUACUACGAUGCUGAAGGGGAUGCGGACAACGCGGUGUGCGAGUUCCUGCAGGCGAGGGAUCGAGAGGCAGGGAAGGUGGAUGAACUGACGAUGGUAAGUGAGGCUUUAAGGAAGAAGUGGUGGGCAGCCGUGGAUUUCAACGGGAUCGAGUGA